AUGCAUCCUCGCGAUUUAAAAAGUUGGUGCACUGCGUGUUCCUUGCCAAAUCGCGAUCGAACAAACAAUUUCAUUCCCCCACUCGAGCGUCAAGGACAGGUAAUUGUGGGAGGAACUGGUCAGAAGGGUGGAAGUGGGGGAAUGGAGGGUGAAGGCAACCUAUACUCUGGCAACUUCUCUACUGACUUGGACAUUGCCAAUGGACAAAAUACAUGGAGCAACAAGGGAAUAAUAAUCCUAUCCUAUGUAUACAACAAGAUCGAAGAACAGAGGAAAAUGAAAGAUAAAACACACACAGACACAUUCCCAAGCUAUAAAGGAACAAUGUAUAAUGUCAUGAUCACAUAUGUGGAUCAAACAACAGGAAAUGAGGCUACUGAUGACUGA
Molecule: messenger RNA, 387 nt
Organism: Sphenostylis stenocarpa
Lineage: Eukaryota; Viridiplantae; Streptophyta; Magnoliopsida; Fabales; Fabaceae
Source: the annotation of a GenBank genome assembly